AAAGAAAAUCAUUUCAGAGAGAGAGAGAGAGAGAGAGAGAGAGGGUGAAAUUGCAUUUGUAUGUUGAAAAGGAAAUAGCAAAAACAACAACAGCAAGUGAUCAAGAAAGAAAAUACAUAAAACAGAAAGAUAAUGCCGGUGAGAGUAGAAGAAACCUCCUCCUCCUCCUCCACCUCCUCCUCCUCCUCCGCACCUUCUCAACUUUCAGGUGAAAAUUCAUCAGGACACACUUCACCUCCAGUUUGUACUCUUUUGACUGUUGGACAGGCCUUUUCUGGAACCCAGAAUGUUUCUAGUCUUCAGAAGGAUGAAGCUUGGAGAGUUAAUGUUCGCAUUCAAGGAUGUGACCUUGAUCAUGGUUACCUAUGUGGUACUAUGGAAGCCCUUAAUGUUCCUAUGGCUGACACUCCCGUAGUAACUUUUUGGGAAGGAGAAAUCGUUGAUGGCAAGAAUUACACUUUCUUCACUGGAAAAUGGGAAGCUUCGUCAGAAGAUGAUAUAAGGCACUGGACUAAGUUUCCGUCUUUCCAACCAUUUCUGGAACAAGUGAAGGUUGAUGGUGGCAAGUCUUUGGACUUGAUUAACUAUCCGUACAUAUUUAUGAGAUGGAAAGAGCAAUACUUUGUCAACGUUGGAACAGACUGUGGGUUGACCAUAGCUGGUUUUUACUAUGUUUGCUUCUCUUGUACUGAUGGUUCCAUCAAUGGCUUCUACUAUGAUCCUAACAGCAGCCCGUUUCAGAAGCUUGAACUGAAAUCCACUAAUGAGGGAAGAUCAGGUUUCAGUUUUUCAUCUUAUGAGUUACAGUGAAGUAGAACUGGUGCAACUGAAUCAAGGAUUAGCACCUGAGAAUUUGUUGAAUUGAGCAGAGUUUCUUGAACCACAUCUCUGAAAUCUAUAGUGCUCUAUCUGUAAUAGUAACAAUACCUGUCCAUGCUGCUAAGAAAUGCUCACCAUGGACUUUUAUCAUCUCAAACUGAACAAGUGACUUUGUGUUUGGUCAUGGUUGGUUUGUGAGCAUUAUAAACUGGUUUGGACAGGAUCUGUAUCUGAUCAAGAAAAUUUUGUUUUUAAGCAUCUGCAUCCUGAGAAGGCAGGUCUUGGAUGGGAUACAAUGAACAAUCACAGUUAUGUAUUUGAAGCAGUCAAAUUAGUAGAUGAUCGAUGCUUUAGCUUCAUAAA
Messenger RNA from Populus nigra (black poplar), 1182 nucleotides. RefSeq lists its product as uncharacterized. The coding region runs from base 133 to 810 and encodes 225 amino acids. The record is from RefSeq and is a predicted model, not a curated record. Gene Ontology annotation, cellular component: GID complex; extrinsic component of membrane. Gene Ontology annotation, biological process: negative regulation of gluconeogenesis; protein catabolic process in the vacuole; protein targeting to vacuole. Lineage: Eukaryota; Viridiplantae; Streptophyta; Magnoliopsida; Malpighiales; Salicaceae. The transcript has 8 exons.